AUGGUGGCGAAAAGACGGGGUCAUUUGAGAACCAAAGCAGCCGCGAGGCUGGCGAUGACAAAAUCGACGGAAGAUGCCCCUACAAGCAUGAUUAAAAGCGAUAUCGGUACAGAUAUGGCUGAUACAGCAAUGCAUAUGGACGAAGAUCCUCGCGCGUUUCUUCACCAGGCUAAGGAAUCCAAAAGGGACAAAAGUGAACAAAAAUCACAGCAAUUUCUGGCAAGGAUCAAGGAAAGCUCUUUAGGGGCCGGCAUAUCGAAAUCUUCUUUGCGUCGAAGGAAGAGAAAGCUCAGAGAUCGACUCAAACCGCGAAUGGAUGAUUUACUCGUAUCCUUGGAGCAGGAGGUUGAUAUUGCUGGGAAUGACGGUAAGGAAGAAAAUAAAAGGAAGCAAGUUAACGUGAUUGGGGGUCCUAAAACUGAGGGAAAUUCAUCUGGUUUAAAGAAAAACCAGCCCAGUAUCAGAAAACAGAAAGGUGCCAAGUUGCUCAAUACGCGCGAGGCAGACCGUUUUCAGACCGUGCUACACAAUGUACAAUUUCAGCAAAGUCCAUUCGCUACGCUGAAGGAGGUUAUUAAAAUGAGAUCAGAAUAG
This is a messenger RNA of Lachancea mirantina, 594 nucleotides long. The record is from the annotation of a GenBank genome assembly. NCBI's taxonomy places the organism in Eukaryota, Fungi, Ascomycota, Saccharomycetes, Saccharomycetales, Saccharomycetaceae.